AUGUUUCUGACCUCCGAUUCGAAUACCACAGUCAGCUCGUCAACGCAAUCCCUGGAGAAACUUAAAGGAGUAAGUCUCCUGCCAAGCGAUAUCAUGGUUUCCUUUGAUGUCACGUCCCUUUUUACUUCUAUCCCGCAGGACCUGGCAGUCGAGACAAUCGAACUACUCCUACGAGAGAAGUACGACGAAACGGAGAAUCGCCUCGGACACGCCCAAAUCAUCCAGCUCCUGAAGUUCUGUCUCAAGACGUACUUUACAUUCGACGGAACAAUCUACGAGCAGGUGAAGUGA
Spirometra erinaceieuropaei is the source of this 291-nucleotide messenger RNA. The record is from the annotation of a GenBank genome assembly. NCBI's taxonomy places the organism in Eukaryota, Metazoa, Platyhelminthes, Cestoda, Diphyllobothriidea, Diphyllobothriidae.